Messenger RNA from Meyerozyma guilliermondii ATCC 6260, 2004 nucleotides. Its product is annotated as apyrase. The record is from RefSeq and is a predicted model, not a curated record. Gene Ontology annotation, biological process: nucleoside diphosphate catabolic process. The transcript has a single exon. Gene Ontology annotation, cellular component: membrane. Bases 1 to 2004 code for a protein of 667 amino acids. Gene Ontology annotation, molecular function: nucleoside diphosphate phosphatase activity. NCBI's taxonomy places the organism in Eukaryota, Fungi, Ascomycota, Pichiomycetes, Serinales, Debaryomycetaceae.
AUGAGGCUCCCAAGCAAGGAUUCUGGUGACCAAUAUGGUAUAGUGAUAGAUGCUGGAUCGUCAGGAUCACGUAUCCAGAUCUACAAGUGGCAGAAUGCCGACUCUGCCAUGAAAGGUGCCAAAGAAGAAGUGGUAUCGUCACCACCUAAAAUCGUCCAAGAGAAAGGAUGGUCCCGAAAAACCAGUCCAGGUAUAUCCACAUUUGGUGGUAAGAGAGUAGACAAAAUCUGGGAUGAUCACUUUGAAGAUCUUAUGGAACACGCCGAAUCAAUCAUACCAGCCGAUAAGCAUCAAGAUACCCCAGUUUUCGUUUUAGCAACUGCGGGAAUGCGUUUAUUGAAGAGCUCAGACCAGAAAAAAAUCUUGAAAAAAACCUGUAGUGUGUUACGGAAGAAGACAAAGUUUAGUAUUCCCAAUUGCAGUGAAAACGUUCAAAUCAUAGAUGGAGAAACUGAAGGUAUCUACGGCUGGCUCGCAUUGAAUUAUUUGAUGGGUCAGUUUUCAAAUUACUCGCCAGGCAGCGAGGUCCACGAGUCAAUUGGGUUUAUGGAUAUGGGUGGCGCCUCUACCCAAAUUGCUUUCGUUCCUUCUUCUGCUGAGGAAAUAAAAAAACACGACGAAGACUUGUCCACUGUAACGCUUAGAAACAUUAAUGGAGUUACUCAGGAAUGGAAACUUUUUGUUCAAACCUGGCUCGGAUUUGGAGCCAAUGAGGCUCGCAAGCGAUACUUGAAUCAGCUUAUCAACCUUGCAUUGGUGAAUUCCGACUUGAAAAAUGUCAUCAAUGAUCCUUGUAUGCCAAAGGGCGCAGAGCUCAAGUAUAACGUUAAGGAGGGAAAAUAUACCAUUAAAGGAACUGGAAACUACGAAGUUUGCCUCAAGACAAUUUACCCGCUUCUUCAAAAAAAUAUACCUUGUCCUGAAGAACCCUGUUUGUUCAAUGGAGUUCACGGUCCGAAACUCAAUUUUGAAAGAGACAAAUUUGUCGGUAUUUCUGAAUACUGGUAUACUGCAAAUGAUGUGUUUCAAAGUGGAGGAGAGUACAACUACCACAGUUUCAACGAAAAGGUUAAAGAGUACUGUGAGAGUAACUGGAAGGAUAUCUUGAAGAAUUCAGAAACUGGCAAAUAUUCCAAUCUUGACCCAGAAAAGUUUUUGAAAGAUGCAUGUUUUAAAGCUAGCUGGGUUUUAGACAUUUUGCACGAAGGGUUUGAACUUCCGAGAUUAGGGUUGGAGACUUCUGGCGAUAGCAACGAGAAGGACAAAGAGACGAUGGAUAAGAUUGAAAAAACACAUGUUCCUUUCAAGUCAGCAGACUCCAUUAACGGAGAGGAACUUUCAUGGACAUUAGGAAAAGUUCUCUUGUACGCAUCGUCCAGAAUACAACCAGAUAGUCAAGAUGCACCAACAAUUGGGAUCAAGCCUAGUGACCUUUCAGGCAAAGCGUUCAUAGCCGCGGGCUCCAUUCCUAAAAGUUUCAAGACCCCUCAAGACACAGAAAAGGAUGAACAUUUUGGCAUGUGGCAUGUUUUCUCUCUCAUCAUUUUCUUCGCUCUCGUAUACGUCAUUGGUGGAGCAAAAUUAAGACAUUUAUUCGGUACCAAAAUCGUCCCCAUUCCUGGCUACCUUCAAUUGAAGAGAAAGUUUCAAGAUUCGGUACCACAUUAUUCAUUUUUACAUUCCUUAUUUCCUCAGACUGCUUCACGACGUCCCAAUGAUAUCGAAAUAGACUUGGAAGAGGGUUUAGUCUCUCAGUCUCCUUCCAUGCCGUCUACACCAGCACUUUCAGUACUUCGAACAAGAUCUAAUAUUAACCUCGUUGAGGACCCUGAGACUUCACCGGUAGAAGGUGGACAAAGAACAUACAACAAUUUUAUCAACAAACCAUUCGUUGUGCCUAAGAAGAGUCCCUACGGUUUUUCCUAUUCGAUAGGCGAUAACUCAAGCAGAGAAAAACUUUCUCGAACUAUGAGCGAUACUUCCGUUGCGCGAGCCAAAAAGUAG